This is a messenger RNA of Peromyscus maniculatus bairdii (prairie deer mouse), 7540 nucleotides long. RefSeq names its product glutamate ionotropic receptor kainate type subunit 1 (gene Grik1). Gene Ontology annotation, biological process: monoatomic ion transport. Gene Ontology annotation, cellular component: membrane. Gene Ontology annotation, molecular function: signaling receptor activity; ligand-gated monoatomic ion channel activity. NCBI's taxonomy places the organism in Eukaryota, Metazoa, Chordata, Mammalia, Rodentia, Cricetidae. The record is from RefSeq and is a predicted model, not a curated record.
GGGGAGGAGGGAAGCAGGACGGAGAAAGAAGCCAAAGCAGGGCUUGUAUCCCAGUUAACCUGCUGGAGCUCAUCCUGCUUGUUCUGAGCGCUGCACCAACUCACCCAGUUCCCUCUCUCCUUGGAUGUCUUCUUCCCCCCUUUCUCUCCUUUUCUCACUGCACCCUGCAUUCUCUACCCACUCCCCCACCCAUCAUUUCUGCAUCUGACCAGAGGACGAAUGAGGGAGACGUUCCAGCAAAUCGAGGUAGCAACUUUCCUCAGCUGGUUUCUGAGCUCCAAGAGCGGGUUCCUGCUGAUUCUUGGAGGUAUGCAGCCCAUGGAGGAGGAGGAGGGAGAGCAGUGAUGGGCUAAGGACCGGUGCGGUGCACGAAGCCCCAAGCAGCUCAGUCUCACAAGCCCGCUCCACGUCCCCACGCGGGUUCCCUCCAUCUCGCUCUCCUGAGAGCAGAGAGCGCGCGGCGUGCAGCCUGAGAGCAUCCAGGGAGGAUGAGGUGGGGACCCAGCCCAAGUUGGGUGCAUCUCGCGGGCGUGAGGCCACGACUGUGUCUCGGCAUGAAUUAAGAAGCUUGGAAGAUGGAGCGCGGCACAGUCCUCAUCCAGCCCGGGCUCUGGACCAGGGACACCAGCUGGACACUCCUCUAUUUCCUGUGCUACAUCCUCCCUCAGACCGCCCCGCAAGUGCUCAGGAUCGGAGGGAUUUUUGAAACUGUGGAAAAUGAGCCCGUUAAUGUUGAAGAAUUAGCUUUCAAGUUUGCAGUCACCAGUAUUAACCGAAACCGAACAUUGAUGCCUAACACCACAUUAACCUAUGACAUCCAGAGAAUUAAUCUUUUUGAUAGUUUUGAAGCCUCCCGGAGAGCUUGUGACCAGCUGGCUCUUGGUGUGGCCGCUCUCUUUGGCCCUUCCCACAGCUCUUCUGUCAGCGCUGUGCAGUCUAUUUGCAACGCUCUGGAAGUUCCACACAUUCAGACUCGCUGGAAACACCCUUCGGUGGACAACAAAGACUUAUUUUACAUCAACCUCUACCCAGAUUAUGCAGCUAUCAGCAGGGCAGUCCUGGAUCUGGUCCUCUAUUACAACUGGAAAACAGUGACUGUGGUGUAUGAAGACAGCACAGGUCUAAUUCGCCUGCAAGAGCUCAUCAAAGCUCCUUCCAGAUACAACAUUAAAAUCAAAAUCCGCCAGCUGCCCUCUGGGAAUAAAGAUGCCAAACCUCUGCUCAAGGAGAUGAAGAAAGGCAAAGAGUUUUAUGUGAUAUUUGAUUGUUCCCAUGAAACGGCUGCUGAAAUCCUUAAGCAGAUUUUGUUCAUGGGCAUGAUGACUGAAUACUAUCACUAUUUCUUCACAACCCUGGACUUGUUUGCUUUAGAUCUGGAACUCUACAGGUACAGUGGUGUAAAUAUGACAGGCUUUCGGUUGCUGAAUAUUGACAACCCUCAUGUGUCAUCCAUCAUUGAGAAGUGGUCCAUGGAGAGGUUGCAGGCUCCACCCAGACCUGAGACUGGUCUUCUGGAUGGCAUGAUGACAACUGAAGCAGCUCUGAUGUAUGAUGCUGUGUACAUGGUAGCCAUUGCUUCCCACCGCGCCUCACAGCUGACGGUCAGCUCCCUACAGUGCCAUCGACACAAGCCAUGGCGCCUUGGACCCAGAUUUAUGAACCUGAUCAAAGAGGCUCGAUGGGAUGGCUUGACUGGGCGUAUCACCUUUAAUAAGACCGAUGGCUUGAGAAAGGAUUUUGACCUGGACAUUAUCAGUCUCAAGGAGGAAGGAACUGAAAAGGCUGCUGGUGAAGUGUCUAAGCACUUGUAUAAAGUGUGGAAGAAGAUUGGGAUUUGGAACUCCAACAGUGGGCUGAACAUGACAGACGGCAACAGAGACAGGUCCAACAAUAUCACGGAUUCGCUGGCCAACCGAACACUCAUUGUCACCACUAUUCUGGAAGAGCCCUAUGUGAUGUACAGGAAAUCCGAUAAGCCCCUAUAUGGCAACGACAGAUUUGAAGGAUAUUGCCUGGAUCUGCUGAAAGAAUUGUCAAAUAUCCUGGGUUUCCUUUAUGAUGUUAAACUAGUUCCUGAUGGCAAAUAUGGAGCCCAAAAUGACAAAGGAGAGUGGAAUGGAAUGGUUAAAGAACUCAUCGACCACAGAGCUGACCUCGCAGUGGCUCCUCUCACCAUCACCUAUGUAAGGGAGAAGGUCAUAGACUUCUCCAAGCCCUUCAUGACCCUGGGCAUUAGCAUCCUUUACCGGAAGCCCAAUGGAACCAACCCAGGUGUUUUCUCUUUCCUCAACCCCCUGUCUCCAGACAUUUGGAUGUAUGUGCUGCUGGCUUGCUUGGGAGUCAGUUGUGUGCUCUUCGUGAUCGCAAGGUUUACACCCUACGAGUGGUAUAACCCUCACCCAUGCAACCCCGACUCAGAUGUGGUGGAAAACAAUUUCACUUUGCUAAAUAGUUUCUGGUUUGGAGUUGGAGCUCUCAUGCAGCAAGGAUCAGAGCUGAUGCCCAAAGCUCUAUCAACCAGAAUAGUUGGAGGAAUAUGGUGGUUUUUCACCCUAAUCAUCAUUUCAUCCUACACUGCCAACCUGGCUGCCUUCUUGACAGUAGAGAGGAUGGAAUCUCCCAUCGAUUCCGCAGAUGAUCUGGCCAAACAAACCAAGAUAGAAUACGGAGCAGUCAGAGAUGGAUCAACAAUGACCUUCUUCAAGAAAUCAAAGAUAUCCACCUAUGAGAAAAUGUGGGCUUUUAUGAGCAGUAGACAGCAGAGUGCACUGGUUAAAAACAACGAUGAGGGGAUCCAAAGGGUGCUCACCACCGACUACGCCCUGCUGAUGGAGUCUACCAGCAUUGAGUAUGUGACACAGAGAAACUGCAACCUCACUCAGAUUGGGGGCCUCAUAGACUCCAAAGGUUAUGGAGUGGGAACGCCUAUAGGGUCUCCUUACCGGGAUAAAAUCACAAUUGCCAUUCUUCAGCUGCAAGAGGAAGGGAAGCUCCACAUGAUGAAGGAGAAGUGGUGGCGGGGGAAUGGCUGCCCCGAGGAAGACAGCAAAGAAGCCAGCGCCCUGGGAGUGGAGAACAUUGGGGGCAUCUUCAUUGUCCUGGCUGCAGGACUGGUCCUUUCUGUGUUUGUAGCCAUUGGAGAAUUUAUAUACAAAUCGCGGAAGAACAAUGAUAUUGAGCAGGCUUUUUGUUUCUUUUAUGGACUACAGUGUAAACAAACCCAUCCGACCAACUCCACUUCCGGGACUACUUUAUCUACAGACGUAGAAUGUGGCAAAUUAUUACGAGAGGAAAAAGGGAUUCGGACACAGUCCUCAGUCCAUACUGUAUAAUUGAGUUUUUCAAAAGGUGUAGCAUUGUUUGUAAUGAGUGUUGUUUGUGAUAGCGUCUACUAGGUAGAAGUAGCCGUCAUGACCUUUCCCUUUAUAUUAACAAAAUGUAUAUACACCACUCCAGACACUCCACUCAGGCCUCUGGGACAAAUGUGCACUAUGUAUUGAUGCAGGGCUUUAGGGGAGUAUAGACUCCUAGAUGCAUAUAUACACAGGAAACUAUUCUGUCCAAAACUGUCGUCUCUGUGCUUUCUUUAUGAAUUAAAAAUAAAUGACCAUUUCUUCAUAAACAAAAAUUGAGACACAACAGGGCAAAGCAUGGGAAAAUACUAAUUCUGUACACUUCUUUUCAUCUUUUCAAACUUUCUCCCCUCCUUCCCUCUCUCUGUAUCAUGUGUCCUCUAGAUGUAUAUAUUCCAAAUUUCCUUUAGCCAUGUGUUCUCAAUAAGUAUACAAGUAACUCCAUAACACUUUUUAUUUUUAACUAAAUUAGUCUCAAGCUUUUAAAUGCAUUAUUUACCCAAAACCUCAUGUCCUGGCCCUUGAAAAUUCAGAAACCAUCUCUGAAAGAAUAGUGGCUGAACUUGAACGUAAAGGGGGAUUACCUAAUCUGAGCCUCACUCAGGGAUGGGAGGCACAGCGAAAAAUGAUUUCUGAAUAGAAACUCAGAAACAUCAGGCUUUCAAACAGCAGUUAUCAGUCAUUUGUAGGUGCAGAGCCGUUAAGGACCUGAUUUGCUUUCAAGCUAUAUAUGUAUAUAUUUCCUUGAAGAGCCAAGCAGAGUUGUAAACUAUGAACUAAUUCAUGGCAUCUUCUGUUUGCUGCUCACCCACACUCAGUCUUUGCAAUGAUGAACAUCUUCUCACACGUUAUUGCAUUCCCUUCCCACUCACCCUAAAUAGAGUAGCUCUUCUUGAAGCCAUCUUUUCUGAGCCUUGCCAAAUUCACAUUCAUUUCCCUGGACCCAUCACCAUUAUUAAUACAUUCCAAGUGUGCUGUCAAGAAGGACAAGGUGGAGAAAAUAAAUACCAGAGAGAAUUUCCAUAUGCAUUAGUUACAGAUCUCUGCAGAUUUAUUUUCUACCUGCAUUCAAAGUGCUGGGAAUAAUCCCUGCAUUAGCUCAGUGUGGUGACAUAGAAGCCAAUGGCAUGCUUAAUUUGGUGUGACAGGGAAUGUCUGCUGUUUGCGCUGAGUUCUUUCCCCCUUGGCAGAGAGUAGGGGAAAUGAACAGCCCUUUCAUCUCCUCCAAUAUGGAAUCAGUUGGUCUUUGUUCUCCACCAACAGAUUAUCUCUUGUCAUAUCAAAUGAUCCCCAGGAAUAUGUUCCAGAGGAGUUGUUUGGCAUCUGGGCAGUCAUGUUGCAUGGCCUCGCUUAGCUUUAAAUGGGUUCCAGGAUUUUAGUCACAAUUCUUUCUAACCAACCUUAUGCUUCCUUGAGAAAGCAUGAGCAAAAAAAUUGACUCUUGCAAUGAUGGUUUCUCAGCUUUGUUCUUUAAAUAAAUGAGCUCUUAUGAAAAUAUCUACUAUUUAUUUACUGUUAUUAAAGUAGAAAAAGUCUACUGUGUGUCACUGAUCGAACUUAUAUUUUCAGAAUCAAGAGAAUCAAAUAUCAGGUGGGAUAAAGUCUCCAUGACUCUUAGUUUCAUGACAUUGAUUCAGCACACACAAUCUACAAACCACUUAAGUUUAUUUCCUAAGAACUGUUUAAAUAUACUAAAGCGGCUACAAAAAUUUCUGAGUCCUUGAUGAUAUGGAAAAGUCAGACUGGCAAAAACCAGCAAAACUCACUUUUCUGCACAGACCAUCCUUUAAAAUUUGAUUCAGAGACGAAUAAGGAAGUAAUUUCUUUCAAAAGUUAACCUUAGGAGAGUUUGGAAUAUAGCUUGACUGACACAAUGCUUGUCUAGCAUGCAUGAAGCCCUGUGUGGUAUUUCCCAGUCCCAGUUAGGCAUAAAACCAUGUGUGGUCGCACAAAUCUUUAAUCCCAGCACUCAAGAAAUGGAGGCAGGAGGAUUUGAAAUUCAAGAUCAUCCUUGACUACAUACUGAGUUCGAGGGAAUGCCUAGACUACAUGAGACCCAGUCUCAAUAAAUAGAUAAAUAAAUUGUAUUUUGGUAUUGUUUUAGAUUGUAUACUAUCUAAUUCUGAUAUUUACACAGUAUUUUAUGGUUUUCAAAAUGCUUGCCCAUACAACAUUACAUUUAAACCUUUCAGCCAUUUUAAUUCAGCUUUAUUAUCAGAAAUAACAGAUAUUAGAAUCCUGAACCUUGAGUUAUGACAUUAAAAUUAAAGGAGAAUUUUAUAAAUUAUCCAAACUCAGACUCAAGCACAGCUUUGUGUGGAAUCACUGUAGAUGACUUACUAAGCAUCUCCUAGCUUCAGUUUUCUAACAUCUACCACCAGGAAAUCAUUUCUAGAAUACAAGGUUGCUCUGAAGCAUUUUUUAAAAUAGGUGCCACUGAAAAGUGCUUCCUCAAUGAAGUUUUCAUGAUUAAAUAACCCAAGGGAACCACACUCUACAUUCUCUUACCUGAAGGGAUUUUAGUAUAUUUAAUAUGUUGUCAUGGAUGGAGAACUUCUAAUCUAUUCAGUAUCUCUCAAGCGCUUAAGUCAUAGUGUUCUUUCUAUAAAGUACCUAGCAAGACCAGUAUUAUCCACAUGGCUCUCUAGGGAACACAGUUAUGGUAAUAUUAAUAUCAAUGAUAUGUGAUAUUACCACAAUAUCACUGAUGUCAGUCCCUAUGAUGAUGUGGAAGACACUUUACAGUGUGUGUGGUUUAUAAACCAUUUGACAAUUACUCAUCAUUUGGAGUCAAGUUUCAAAUUCUCUAAGCUUCAAUUUCCUUAUUUAUAGAAUAAAAAUGAUGCUGUUACUAUAUAUACCAUGAGAAUUAAAUGAAGUCAUAUCAUGGCAUAAAAAAUAAAACCACUUAUAAAAAUCUUGAUAAUAAAUACUUGUCAACAAAUAUUGCAUUCUAUAGAAAAAUUAAAUUUCUCUCUGGUCACAUGAACAGUAAGAAAAUAAAUUUAGCACCUUAAAACAAACCCAGAUUUAGAAAACAGGAUUAUGAGGCGCAAAGCUACACAGAGAAACCCUGUCUCGAAAAACCAAAAAAAAGAAAGAAAGAAAGAAAGAAAAGAAAACAGGAUUAUGAAUGUAGACAUACAAACUCUAUCCAGUUUUCCCUGCAUACACGUUAAAAAAUGAAUGGCAAAGUCACUAUACUCAAGAGAAGGGCCUGAAUAGGUAAGAUAUGAGGAUGUAUACAGUAGGAGCUCUGAGUCCUCUCUCCAGACAUUCUAUUUUAAUUAGUCUGAAGUUAGACCAAGGCAAUUAUAAUGAUUUGAGGUGCUCAAUUGGUUCUAAUAGUCAAGAAGAGUUAAGAUUCAGUAAUCUGAGCACUAGUUAAUGGAUGUAAUUGGACCCAAUAAAUGUUUGCUUUUUUUUAUGAAUUGACUCAGACUAAAAAUAGAGCCACCAAUUCUAAAAGAGAGAGAGAGAUUAUAUAUUUAGCAUCUGAUAUUAAUGGUCUCUUUAUAUUGAUACUCAAAGAAGAAAUUGCAUAUCUUUUAAGACAGAAACUUCAUGAUAUUCAACUGGUAAUCUCUACAUGUUUUUCUGGUAAAACAUAGAGCUAUCCCCAUUCAAAAUUACCAAGUAAGUAGUUUGUUGCUGCUUUGGGCCUUUGUAGGUUUUUCUACACGUCUCUUCUUUUAUCCAUCCUUAGACAACCAGUUCUUGUUGCUAUGGAAAUGACUGCAAAGACCACAUUGACCUCCACAGGGUCCAUUGCAUUUCAAGUGAAAUUUAGAACAAAAGCCAUCAGACUGUAUUGACAUCAUUAGUUCAGAGAAUUUAGUGUCAAUCACAACCAUCUGGGGGAGUGAAUUGCAGUUCCUACCCUCGGGCUCCAUAUGUUCACUUUGGUGGACACAGCCAGGAAUCUGCAUGCUUCCUAAAGCCUGGGAAAGAAUAUUUAAAAUUAGUUAUAUGCAUUAGUUUCCAUUAAAGUUAGCUUGGGUGGAUGAAUUUUCUCCAAAAUUAUGCCAUAUACAUGAGUUUUGAACCAUCUUGAAUGCUAGGGAUUUUUUUUUAAUAAUUUUUCUUACAUGAAUUAUUUUGCAAUAAUCCUGGGUAUAGUUGCUUUACUUUAAAAGACCUGGUACACAUGGGUUUUAUAAAAACUACCUCGAGCCGGGCGGUGGUGG